Messenger RNA from Solanum pennellii, 870 nucleotides. RefSeq lists its product as uncharacterized. The transcript is spliced from 2 exons. Bases 1 to 870 code for a protein of 289 amino acids. The record is from RefSeq and is a predicted model, not a curated record. NCBI's taxonomy places the organism in Eukaryota, Viridiplantae, Streptophyta, Magnoliopsida, Solanales, Solanaceae.
AUGUAUCAAACAAGAUCCCAAAUAUUCCCUUGCAUUUAUCUUAUCGAUGGUGUGGGCAAUCCUUCGUUUCUAGAAAUCAAACCAGAGUAUAGUUCUUAUGCUCGCCAUUGUAACAGACCCAUUCAAUUGACCCCUAAGUUUCACUACCCUCCAGGGAGCGUGUUUUUAGUUGGUUUGUGUAAUGGAUUUACUUGUUUCGUGAAUGACUCGACGAAUAUUGAUCAGAAACAUUCUCUUUAUAUUGGUAAUCCUCUUUUGGGUGAAUAUUUUGAAGUUAAAUUGCCUAAAUGGGAGAUUACUGAUUGUGGUGUUACUUAUGGAUUUUGUUUUAGCAAAGCGUCUGGAAAGUAUAAGGUAUUGAGAUUAGUAGUUGGAAAGCUUACUAAAGUAUCAGGAUUGGAAGUUUAUACUGUUGGAGUUGGUGAGAAAUGGAGAAAUGUGGAGAAGGUCAAGUCCCUGCCAGCUCCACCCGGACUGGUAAAUCCACCCUGGAACUUGAAGCUAGUAGAGUUGGGGAAUUAUUUGUGUUUGACUGAUUAUUACAACACUAAUAUUGAUAUUUGGCGGAUGAAAGAGUAUGGGGUUUCUGAAUCUUGGACUAAAGAUAUCAUUUUGGUGGAUUCUAUUCCGCGUGGUCUGGUUCACUUUAAUUUUGAACCGAUACUUAUGUGGAAAGAUGGAGAACUAUUAAUUCAAAGUGGCACAAAGCUAGCUUUGUAUGACCCAAAAAUGAAGAGUUUCAGGUUGGUUUAUUUUUACAGUGAGGUCAUUACAGCGAUUACAUACAUUCCAAGCUUUUACUCACUCAAAACUGUCAUGGGGGACAAAUUUCAAGUUUCAAAUGUUUAUCCAAAGACUCGGAUAGUUUAG